UUUCUCGAGGAAAAUGCAGAAAAUAGCAAUAUUUGGGGGCACCGGAAUGACCGGGCAGUGUGUGGUGGCUCAUGCACUCAAAAAAGGCCUGAAAUUGAGACUUCUCGUGCGUGAUAUGAAAACAGUGCCCCAUACAUUUCGGGAUAAAGUUGAGAUUGUCAUGGGCGAUGUCACGGAUUAUUCCAAGGUCUUGGAAGUGAUUCAGGGCACAAAUGGAGUUGUAGUAACUCUGGGCACGAGGAAUAAUCUUGAACCAACAACUGUCCUUUCUUCAGGAUUGGAAAAUAUCCUGAAAGCCAUGCAGGAGGCUUCUGUCCAAAAGAUCUCCGUCUGCUUAUCUUCAUUCCUCUUCUAUGACCCUGAUAAAGUACCUACGAUAUUUGAGCAUAUUAAUCUGGAGCACCGGAGGAUGCUGGAUCUCGUUAAAUCUGCUGAGUUUGCAGAGUGGAGAGCCGUUCUCCCUCCUCAUAUUGCUGAUGAACCAUCAGCGGAAUUUCAGGUGCUCCAGGACAAAUCUCCCGGACGCACCAUCUCUAAACUGGACCUGGGCAAAUUCCUCGUAGACUGCCUCACGCAGGAGCAGUACAUCAGACGUGUACUUGGCAUAGCCACUGUAAAGCGAGGCUAAUUCAUGUCCGGAAGAGAUAAAUAAAUGUUCAAUAAAUAAUUUCACUGUA
Molecule: messenger RNA, 677 nt
Organism: Phlebotomus papatasi
Lineage: Eukaryota; Metazoa; Arthropoda; Insecta; Diptera; Psychodidae
Product: flavin reductase (NADPH)-like
Exons: 3
Coding region: 14-628 (204 amino acids)
Source: RefSeq, a predicted model, not a curated record